AUGGAGGGAGGGGCGGGUGCUCUGUCAGAACGACACUGCGUCGACCUCGCCGACUGGUCGUUGGGCCGGACGCUGGUCGUUGUCAUCGUCCGUCUUGACGAGGCAUCGGAAAGCGAGUUGCCAGUUGCCAGUUGCCAGUUGCCAGUUGCGUUGAAGGGAGUGGCUAAAAGGCUCAUCGCCGUGCCGGUCGAGUGGCCAAAUGACAUAAUCAAGUUGGCAAGUGUCGCUCGCUGA
Messenger RNA from Protopolystoma xenopodis, 234 nucleotides. The record is from the annotation of a GenBank genome assembly. NCBI's taxonomy places the organism in Eukaryota, Metazoa, Platyhelminthes, Monogenea, Polystomatidea, Polystomatidae.